Molecule: messenger RNA, 1779 nt
Organism: Dictyostelium discoideum AX4
Lineage: Eukaryota; Evosea; Eumycetozoa; Dictyosteliales; Dictyosteliaceae
Exons: 2
Coding region: 1-1779 (592 amino acids)
Source: RefSeq, a predicted model, not a curated record
AUGGGUAUAACAUAUAAAAGUAAUUUUGAAGGUGAUGUUAGAAGAUUUUCAAGUGACCAUCCAUUAACAUAUACAAGAUUACAAGAUAAAUUAGUAAAUUUAUACAAUUUAUAUGAAAUUUCAUUCGGAAUUACUUAUUUAGAUGAUGGUGAUAAUAUAACAAUAGCAGAUGCAAAGGAUUUAGAAGAAGCUCAUAAUUUAUUAGGAAAUGAAAUUUUAAGAUUAACCAUCACAAGAAAACUAAACGAAAAUAAAAAUAUUAAUAAUAGUAGUAGUAGUAGUAAUAAUAAUAGUAAUAAUAGUAAUAAUAAUAAUAAUAUUGAUUCAUUAUUUGUUCAAUUAUUAUCAAACCAAUUUGUUCAACAAAUGAUUCCUCAAGUUAUGAAUAGUUUAGCAACCAAUCCAGCCUUAAUGACUUCGAUCAUUCAAACUGCUGGUUCAGCUUUAAGAAAUAAUGGUGUUAAUAAUAAUAAUAAUAAUAAUAGCAAUAACAAUACUAAUAACAAUAACAAUAAUAAUAAUAAUGUAAAUAGCGGCGAUAAUAAUAAUAAUAAUAUCAAUUGUAACAUAAAACGUAAUUCACCACAUCUUUUAAAUGCAAGUCUUGGUAAUAAUUUUCACACUCAUUCCACAGAUUCAAUAGUUGCAACUUUAAAACCAAUUAUCGAUGAAGAAAAUAAUGGCAAUAAUAAUAAUAAUACAACACGCAUUACAUUAACAUCAUCAAAUGGUAAUGAAUCAUGUAAUGGUAGUUUUUCAUCAUCAAUUUCAUUUGAAAUGGUAAAUAAAGAAUCCGAUUCCGAUAAUCAAUAUUCAACAUCCUCUUCAACAACUUCUUCAACCUCAGCAACAAGUAAUAGUCAUUCUUUAAAUAAUAGACCACCAUCGCCAAUGGAAAACUUAAAUAAAUCACCUUCAACAAUUGUAUCAUCAUCAUCUUCAUCAUCAUCAUCAUCUUCUAGUUCAUCAACCACUUCCAGUUCAUCAACCACAACUACUACAACUACAACACCACUACCACCACCAACCACAACAACAAAUAAUCGUUUAUCAGGUAUUCCAAAAUCAAUUUUUAAUAUUUUACCAUUCACAAAUACUACACACAGUAGCAACAACAAUAAUAAUAAUAGCAAUAAAAUAGAAAUAAAACCAAAACAAGACGAACCAUCAAAUGUAAAUAAUACUUUAUCAUCAUCAUCUAAACCAAUAGCUACUCCAACAACAGCAACUCCAACAUCACAACAACAACAACAAACAAAUUCAUCAUCACCAAAACAAGAUCGAAAUAUGUCAACAUCACCACAACAACCACCAUCACAUCCACAUAAUUCACCAAAUCAUUUAUUCCAACAUAACUUUAGUAAUCCUUACAUUUAUCAAAAUGGUAAUGUAGGUGCUACUCAACCACCACCAUUACCACAAUCACCAUUUAUUCCACAACAACCAGUUGCACCAUUAGUACAACAACAACCAUUACCAUCUGCACCAUUAUCACAAGAUCAACAACAACAACAACAACAACAACAACAACAACAACAACAACAACAACAACAACAACAACAACAACAACAACAACAACAACAACAACAACAACAACAACAACAACAACCAUUACCAACAGCACCAUUAUCACAAUCACAAGAACAACAACAACCAUUAUCUAGCGAAAGUAUAAAAUUCAUUAAAGAGGCUUUACAAAUCUCUGAAUCCGAAGCAAUCAAAUUAUUUGAAAAAUACGGAGGAGAUCUUGAUAAAAUCUUUUCUGAAAUUAAAAACUAA